ACUUUGGAUCAUCAUACGACAACUUGAGACAUUAUGUAAUGACACCUCUGUGAUAAAGUAAAACUUUUAAAAAUCUGACUAAACAGUUUUGAAGUAAAAUAACAAAAUACUGGAGAAAAAAAUGGCAUCUAAUGUGGAAAAUGUUAGUGCAUCACAGCUGCGGGUUUCUAGUGAAAUGCAAGAAAUGUUUUGUGAGGAAUGUGAACAGUAUUCUACAGAAUAUAAACCUGCUGAAGGAUACUGUGUAGACUGCUGUAUGUACCUAUGUGAAGUGAGCCUUUUGUACCACAAAGGACAGCAACAUAACAUCCAGGAUAAAUACACAAUGCCUCAAGAUUCCUGUUCUGAGAAGUGUUCGGCUCAUUCAAAUAAACGUAUUAAGUUUUACUGUGAGAACUGUGAAGAAAUUGCUUGCUCCGAAUGUAAGAAAACGCACCAUCAAAAUUGUCUAGAUGUCAGUGAUUUGGCAGCAGUUGUCAAAGGGGAUGAACAAGCUAAGGAACUGGAAGACCUGUUAGAAGACAUGGGUGAGCUGUCAGAAGACUUAGAAAAUACCAAGAAGGAGAUCAAAUCAAAUGUCGAAUACAUUGCUUCACAAGAAACCAUCGAAAAGUUAAAAAUAAGCAACCAGAAUGCCAAACGUGUAGCUGAUUACAGUAAACUGCAGGAAGAAAUAAUUGAAAACUUUGAUAAGCAGAUGGAAGAAACCACUGCUAACAUGAAAAGAGAAAGGCAGAAGCUUGUGGAAAAAUUAUCCGAAGAGAUGAGAAAGUUUCAGGAAAAACUUGAUAAUGCAGAGAAAGAUCUUACAAAAGCCUGCAAAAGUUUAACGACUAGUGACCAGACAAAUCUGGAUUCAUUGAUGGAGAAAACAUUGACUAUAAUAGAUGAACUAAAAAUAUCAUCGGCUAAUCUCAAAGGAGAAGAGAAUUCAGGAAAGAAGUGUCAUUUAUUUAUCGCAAUUAAAAAUGCAAAACACAAAACAAGAAAUCUGAGAAAUAGCCUAAGUGAGAUAAAAAAGGAAAACAGAAUAAAAUACAACAGCACUGAACAGCCACAAACAAAUCAAACCAACCAGACUCCUGAAAGCAAUACCAGCCAUUUCUCCUAUGAGGAAACACCAGAACCAAGAAAAGAAACAACUGCAGCAUUUUAUUCCAGCAUAGAAACACAUUAUUCAGGCUUCCAAACUUCAUGUCUUUUGUCUGUGAACACACUGACUGUUGCAUAUUCUGAAGCCAAUUCCCUUCUUCUAGUGCAAGACAUUAUGCAAAAAAAGCCUGCAUUCCAAACGAUUUACAUGUUCUCCAAGUUAUGGGCCAUCACUAAAGUAAAAGACAAUAAAGUUGCUGUUACGCUGCCUAAUGAAGGCACUAUCAGGUUGAUAACAUUUUCUAAUUCUAUGACAGUAACAAAUUCUGACGAUAUAAAAGUGAAAGGAAGGUGUUAUGGAAUUUCCUGCAGUAAUGACUAUCUAAUAGUCUCCACUGUCUCCCACUUUUUCCACUCUGGAAAAGUUCAGAUACUUGACAUGUCUGGAAAUGUACUUAAAGUUCUUGAUAAAGACUGUAAUAAUAAGGCUCUCUUUAGCAAUCCUUUGUACUUGGCACUCAGCCCAGACAACGAAACAAUAUAUGUGUCCGACUGGGAUAAAAACACUGUGACAUGUUUGACCUUUGAUGGCAAGAUCAAGGCUAUCUACAAGGACAAUCAGCUGUUGGGACCAUGUCAACUAACAACGGAUGAAUUAGGGUCUGUGUAUGUGUGUGGGCGGCUGUCAAACAAUGUCCACCAAUUAUCACCAUUACUUAACAAAGUGAAGAUAUUACUGGACGGAUCGGAAGAACUAGCCUAUCCAGUAAGUGUAUCACACUGUAUGAACAAGAACAGACUGUAUUUGGGGAUGUGGUCUAACAACAUUAAAGUUUUUAAUUUAUCACAGGUGUAAAGUGAAUAAAGUACUGCCAAGCAAUACAGAGUCCCCUACUGGAGGAGACUAAUUAUCUCGACUAUAACCAGCCUAAUGAUCUGAUAUUUGCCAAUGAUGUAUAUUUAGAAUAUUAUGUCAUAUAUACAAUAAAAAUGCAAAAUGUUUGGACUUGAACUUGCAUGUCUGAAAAUCUAUAAUUAUUGUUAGUUUGUCUUUAACAUCUAUUAACAUUCUUAGUAACAUUUCAUUUUAAAAUUGGUAGGAAAAAAAAGAAAAGUGAAAUGAAAUACAUAAAUGUAUUAAGGUGGAAUAAUUUCAAACAAACUUUUACAGAUUUUGGACAUGAAAAAUCAUCAAAGUCUCUGACUUCUAUGUGUGACCUUGAAUGUAUUAAUAGCAUGCAGUUAACAGCGUGCAGUUAACCUAACAAAUGUUUCUGGAUUCUGUACCAGUACAAACCUGUUCUCUGCAACUUCCCCACAUGUAUCAGAAGUGAAGGACGAAUGAUUUCAGACACAAUGUCUUUUUAUGAUAUCGUCACAGAGAACACAUAUCUUGCCUUGGUGUUGAACUCAUACCCCUCGAUCCGUAGAUCUGCACUCCCUACUGUGCUAAGUGGUUGGGCUCCUCCAAGAGUCACCUUGACCUUUGACCUAGGGGUCUGGGAGUCGUGAAUGACACAUCAAUUAAAUAUUGGGAUAAUUUGUGCUAUUAAGUAAUAUUAAAAUCCCAUGAUGGAUAGCACAGCUAUGGAGCUGACACAAUAUAGACACUGUUAGCAUGACCCCCAAGACUAAG
Mercenaria mercenaria is the source of this 2728-nucleotide messenger RNA. RefSeq lists its product as uncharacterized. The transcript has a single exon. NCBI's taxonomy places the organism in Eukaryota, Metazoa, Mollusca, Bivalvia, Venerida, Veneridae. The record is from RefSeq and is a predicted model, not a curated record. The coding region runs from base 122 to 1948 and encodes 608 amino acids. Gene Ontology annotation, molecular function: zinc ion binding.